Molecule: messenger RNA, 2348 nt
Organism: Daktulosphaira vitifoliae (grape phylloxera)
Lineage: Eukaryota; Metazoa; Arthropoda; Insecta; Hemiptera; Phylloxeridae
Exons: 7
Coding region: 927-1982 (351 amino acids)
Molecular function (GO): actin binding
Source: RefSeq, a predicted model, not a curated record
UUGGAUUCGCUCGUCGUCCGUGUCAAACAGAAUUCAACGGCCUAACUCACAGUUGGUCAAGUUUGUACCUCUUGUAUUUUCGUGCCUCGUUUGACAUUCGAUUUUCAGUUGCAAAGACUUUUUUAUUUUACCGAAAAUAACGUCGCAAAUGCCUACCGUCUACCGUUCGUGCACAGUGCGGUCAUUUGUUAUUAGCCGACCACCCGCAAUUCUAUCAACCGGCGUGUAUUGACAUGCUCAUCGGUAGUGACGCGUUUCUUAAUUUGAAUCGGCUUAAUAAAAAUGACCGUUCAUUCUGAUGGAUGGCCAUCAGCAAUUAAUACUUAUCUUAGCUGAGUAAUAGUAGGCCAGAUAAGUCAGUCACUUUACAGUUGGUCGCCGCAAACAGUUUUAACAGCUAUCGUUGCACUAUCUAUGUCCAUUGUUUAAUAACUCGUCUCGAAUUAUUCAUUUUCAUCUUUCGCAAAUGGUAUCAACUACUAAACCCAAGUUUAAUACAAGUUUGUACAACGCCAAUAAAAACAUCUACAAUCAUCGGUCUUCUGUUUAUCUUACUCGAUGUUCUUUACUACCAUCAAGAUCCACAAAAGCACCAGCAUUACGUCACGAUUACAGAACUAUUUACAACGGCGAGUGUUCAGCGUACAACUCAACACCACCGCGUAACUCGCGACUCGCUGCCCGUUCGCUUUUUGACGCUCUUUAACUAUUUUGCUCGCAAUCUUUUUAAUUUUUAAUGUAUAAUAAACACGUUCAAUCAAGUUAUUUUGAACGUUUUGGUCUUUCAAUGCGAGGAGUAUGUUUGGUACACAAUAAUAGUUUAUUUUCUAUGGAAAUUUAAGUCUAAACAUUCAUUAUUUAAUUAUUUUACUUUAGUACAAUUUAAAAAAUAAUCAACAGUGUUUUUAUUUCUAUAAAAUAUCACAAUGCCACCAAAGAAAAGCGUAUUUAGAAGAGUUUUAAACUUUAUUAGGAAGUUGUGUAAAAGAAAUAAUAAAAAAAAUGUAGCUGAUAUCAAGGCAACUAAUGAAAACGCUGCUGCGAGUGGAGACUUGUUAUGUCCGAUGGUGCCAUCGAAAGGUACUACCGAUGAAAGAAUAAAUGAUAUGAUUCAAGACUUUAUCCAUUCCGAAGAAUCUAAUCAGUGUUAUACUGGUAGCGUACCAGUAAAACGCGAGAAUGGACAAACAACUAUAGCCGACAAAAUAAUCGACUUGAGGGGGUCAAUAAAACGUGAAAUAUUAAAUGACCCAGAAUUGGAAAACAUCAUUCGAAAUCAGAUUCAAGAUUUAAUGUCUGAAUUCAUCCAGGGAAUUGUUCAGAAUUAUUUAAGGGAAUCUACCGAUUACUCGGUAAAUAAUAUUAGUGGUCCAGUAAAACGCAAGGAAGAUGAAAUAAAUAUGAACAAAAAACUAACCGAGUUGAAGGACUUACGGAAAAUUAAUGAUUUUAUUCCUCCAGCUCCACCACUUUUCCAAACUCCGCCAACGCUUCCAAAAGCGUAUAAUAAUAUUAGAAACAAAGGUAAAGUAGAUAGACCAACUCUACCAAUGAAUCUUAUCGAUGAAAUAAAACGCGGUGUGAAAUUGAAGCCAGUAAAACCAGUGGUUAAAGUAUUAAAAAAACCAAUUGCAGAUGAAAAAAAUAUUCAAGGAAUGAACCCAUUGAAUAGUACUUAUUUCAUCCCUUCAUCUCCGCCACUUUCCCGAACUUUACCAACGCUUCUAAAAGUGGAUAAUAUUAAAAACAAAGGUAAAGUUGAUAGACUAACUCUACCAAUGAACCUAUUGGAUGAAAUCAAACGGGGCAUUAAAUUGAAGCCGGUGAAGCCAGUGGUUAUAAAAAAACCAAUGAUAGAUGAAAAAGAUAUACAAAGAAUGAACUCAUUAGAUACUGUCAUGUUCUGUCGGUCAAAUAUGAGGCCGAGCAGUUCUAGCUCCGAUUCUUCAUCGGAAUACUUUUCUCUAGAUGAAUGGGUUUAACUAAAUAAAAAUUAAUCGAAAAGAAAAGCCUGGAUAAAUAAUGUCAAGUUAUAUUUAAAAAGUCAACUGCUCUGGAGCAUAGUAGGAGGGUAAUCAAAGGGUGACCAAGAUGAACUGAGGAUACCGGUUUGUUUAAUACGGACAGACAACCGGACACAAACGGAUCAUCCCUUGACUUUGUACUUACUGUGUUUUCAAUACCAGAACCAUUAACCAAAUGCUAACAGCGAUGUUGGAGGUUUUUGAAAGAAACUUUUUAAUUACAAAUUUAAUACUAUUAUCCAUGCUAAUAUUUUCAAUUUUUUUCUAAAAAUGUAAGGUGUUGUUUAAUUAUGACUUAUUUUACUUGUACUCAAAAUUCUAAUA